Molecule: messenger RNA, 1456 nt
Organism: Vigna angularis (adzuki bean)
Lineage: Eukaryota; Viridiplantae; Streptophyta; Magnoliopsida; Fabales; Fabaceae
Product: protein phosphatase 2C 51
Exons: 4
Coding region: 138-1049 (303 amino acids)
Biological process (GO): protein dephosphorylation
Cellular component (GO): cytosol; nucleus
Molecular function (GO): protein serine/threonine phosphatase activity; cation binding
Source: RefSeq, a predicted model, not a curated record
AAUCAAACACUUUAAAUUCCCUCCUUCCACGCUACACCUCCUUUCUCUUUAUUGCCGUUUUUCUUAUUUCCACCUUAUUGGCUAUCCCUCUUCUGCUGUCUUCUGCUUUGUUCAGUUCGUUGCAUGCAAAAACCACUAUGAAGAAGCCAAAACACCACUCAUCGUCGGCCAACGCUGACCGGCGAGUGGAGCCUGAUUCCGGUGAGUUUGUCGCCAAGAUGAAGAACGGUCGCCAGAGACGGCUCAAAAUCAAGCAAAUGAAGUACACUUGCCAGGCGAAGAUCCGCAUCAGGAAUGGAACCGUCGGCGUCUCGCCGACGCCGGCGGAGGACCGGGAGGGAGGGAGCAGAGAGAUUCAUGAGCGCGUGGAGAUAUCUUUGUCGCUGGCGGCGGCGUCGUCGUCCUCGGAGGAGGAGGAGCGGUCAUUGUCGGAGAAAAGCGACGGUGUUUUGUCGUACGGGUCAACGUCUGUGAUUGGGAGCAGGAAGGAGAUGGAGGACGCGGUGAGUGCGGAGAUAGGGUUUGCUGCGAAGGAGAGAGGGAAGUACGACUUCUUCGCGGUGUACGACGGCCACGGCGGAGCGCAGGUGGCGGAGGCGUGUCGCAAGCGGUUGCACCGGCUGGUUGCGGAGGAAGUGGAGAGGAGUGAGAGUCCCGUGGAAUGGGACUGGCAGGGAGUGAUGGAAGGGUGCUUCCGUAAAAUGGACAGCGAGGUCGCCGGUAAUGCGGCCGUCAGGACUGUGGGUUCCACGGCGGUUGUAGCUGUGAUCGCGGCGGAGGAGCUUGUCGUCGCUAAUUGCGGUGAUUGUAGGGCUGUGUUGGGAAGAGGAGGUGAGGCCGUCGACUUGUCUAGUGAUCAUAAGCCCGAUAGACCAGACGAGUUGAUGCGAAUAGAAGAGGCUGGUGGAAGGGUCAUUAACUGGAAUGGCCAGCGCGUGCUUGGUGUUCUUGCUACUUCAAGAUCCAUAGCAUUGAAAAGACAGAAGAAUCUUGGCUCCCUCUGGCUUUUUAUUAUCAGUGUCGAGAUCAGUACCUUCGACCUUAUGUGAUAUCAAAACCAGAAGUGACAGUGACGAAGCGAAGCAGCAAGGAUGAAUUUGUGAUACUAGCAAGUGAUGGAUUGUGGGAUGUUAUGUCGAGUGAAGUUGCGUGCCAAGUUGUAAGGAAAUGCCUGAAUGGACAGAUUAGGAGAGUGUGCAAUGGAGUUGGGAACCAUGAAAACCGUGCUGCCGAGGCUGCAAGCCUCUUAGCUGAGAUAGCAUUGGCAAAGGGAAGUAAAGAUAACACCAGUGUCAUUGUAGUUGAGCUAAGAGGAACAGUAACAUAACAUCUCAGUGUCUACAAAAACAUGUAUUUUCUUCUCUAAUUCUUGCCUUCUGCUUUUGGACUAAUAUCCACUCAGGUCUUGCAUCCUCAAUGCCACGAGAGAUUAUCUACUACCACAUAAUUACGAGUA